This is a messenger RNA of Rhipicephalus sanguineus (brown dog tick), 630 nucleotides long. RefSeq lists its product as uncharacterized. The transcript has a single exon. Bases 1 to 630 code for a protein of 209 amino acids. NCBI's taxonomy places the organism in Eukaryota, Metazoa, Arthropoda, Arachnida, Ixodida, Ixodidae. The record is from RefSeq and is a predicted model, not a curated record.
AUGACUUCGGCCGAGCGUCUUCAGAAGGUGCGUGGGACUGUCAGGGCCAGCGUCUCACGAAAUAUUACGCUCCUGACAGGGCUACUGCAGGACCCUGACACCGAGGCGCGCGAGGUCAACAGGCAAGUCGCCGUUUUGAAGGCUAAGGAAAUUGAACUCCGCCAGAUAGACAAGGACGUUCUCGACCUCACGGAAGAUGAAGCUAUUGAAGCCGAAGUCGAGGGUGCAACUGACUACCACGAUAAGAUUCUGUACGCGAUAGCUGACGCGCAGUUCUUCUUGUCUCAGCGAGAACAGUCGACUCAUCUCAGCGAACCGUCUAGGAGUCGACCCAAUGGCGACCGUGUAGCAGCCACCCAGAGCAACAUCGCAUCUGCUGAGGCACCGCAAGGACCAGUGAGUACGCCACGUUACCGGUCGGUCGCACUUCCGACGCUUCAAGUCCCGACGUAUGCCGGCGAUUUACGUCAGUGGCAAGAAUUCUGGGACCACUACAGCGCCACCAUUCACAAUAAUAUCGAACUGCCACCGAUCGAGAAAUUCAAGUAUUUACUGACAUACCUGAGGGGAGCAGCCAAGCGAGCGAUCGAAGGCAUCAGGCUGGCCGACACAACUACGACAUUGCUGUGA